AUGUCCUCGGAGAAGGCUAAGCCCGGUGGUAGGCAGGGUGCUGUAGGCCAGCAUCCGAUCAGUGAUCGGGGUGCAGACAGCGAUCCUAGUUCCAGCGCAAAGGACCAGAAGCAAAAAGGACAUAUAUUCAGUCAAUUCCUUGUCUUUUUCCGCCUCCUCUUCGCCGCCGAACCUACAUGGGUCGAUAUCGCCCUGAUUGUGUUUGGGACAUUAUGUGCCGCAGGAGCUGGCGUUCCAUUUCCAUUGAUAGGUGUUCUCUUCGGCCAGCUGGUAGACAACUUCAACAGUGCGACGUGCGCCGCCGAAGGUGGUCCCGGCCAGGAUCCCUUUCGUUACGAGUCUUCUAUCAACGACAAGGUCAUCAAGACAGCAUGGAUCGGCGCCAUCGCCUUCUUCCUCAUCUACUGCUAUCUCACGGCGUGGAGCAUCAUUAGCCAGCGGCUGGCACAGCGUCUUCGCAACCACUAUGUCGCCGCCCUGCUCAGGCAGCCCCCGUCGUUCUUCGACACGCGCGGAUCAGCGGGCCAGGUCUCGAGCAGGUUGCAAAGCGACAUUGCAGCCGUGCAGUCAGGCACCUCCGAGAAAGUUGGCGCGAUUGUUUCCACGCUGAGCUUCAUGACCACCGUGUUCGUAAUCGCCUUCUCGCAACAGCCGCGGCUGGCAGGGAUCCUGAUAUCCGUGAUGCCGGCGUUUCUUCUCUCUGGCGCAAUCGGUAGCAGAUACACAGCAAAGUUCGCAGAGAAGUACAGCGAAGCUGUUACGUCUGCCUCUUCAAUUGCCUCGGAGGCCCUAUCGCACAUACCGGUAGUCCAAGCAUUCGGUGCUGCUUCUCGACUCGAGGCCAUGUUCGUUGGCCACAUGUCUGUCGCUCACAAGCAUGCCAUUGCCAAGGCCGCCGUUGCGUCAGUGCAGACGGGUUUGAUCUACUUCUUUGCGUACAGCGCAAACGCCUUGGCCUUUUGGCAGGGCAGUAUUAAGAUCGCGGACGCAGCAAGGGAAGACAAUGGAGGAUCAUCCAUUGGCCAGAUCUACGCCAUUGUGUAUCUCCUCAUCGAUGCCUGCGUUAUGCUGGGCGGAAUAGCACCAAUGCUCCCAUUUAUUGGGGGGGCUGUCUCCGCGUAUCAGCGACUCAUCAGAGACAUCCAAACCCCGUCUGCCAUCGACGGUACGUCAGAUUCAGGCGAGGCCCUGCCUUUAGGUACGCCCAAGAGCAUUGCGUUCCGAAACGUCACGUUCGAGUACCCAACGCGACCUGGCCAACCUGCCUUGCGAAAUAUCAGCCUUGAGUUUCCGUCUGGCAAAUACACUGCCAUUGUUGGCCUUUCUGGUAGCGGCAAGUCGACAAUUGCUUCGCUGAUGGCUCGACUACAUGACCCGACCGAUGGCUGCAUCGAGAUGAAUGGCCAAGACCUCAGAGCUCUCAAUGUGCGAUCGCUUCGAAGCUGCAUGACGUUUGUGCAGCAGGAGCCGUCCUUGUUUGACUGUUCCAUACUUGAGAACAUUGCGCUAGGGCUUGUCAACUCCCCCCAUGAGCAUCAUCGGCGCCUGAAGCAUUUUCUGGGCGGCCCGGAAUUGGCCCAGGCAGCCACAAAGGGAAAAGAUGCACUAGCCUGGGUGGAAGCUCGAGGGGGCGGCCUGGCCGAGAUUGCUACUUGCGUGCGACACGCAGCAGAGCAAGCAGACGCCGCGGAGUUCAUUGACCGCUUGAGCGCGGGCUAUGGAACCUCUGUCGGUCCAAGGGGCAGCUCGGUCAGUGGCGGCCAGCGCCAACGCAUAGCACUUGCCCAGGCUCUGAUUCGUGACGCCGAGGUGCUCAUUCUCGACGAGGCGACUGCCAGCGUCGAUUCUGCUAGUGAGCGCCGUAUGCAGAACGCCAUUGCGCGCGUGGCGGCGUCUCGUAAGCGAGCAAUCAUCUCCAUUGCCCAUAGACUUGCGACAAUCCGCGAUGCCGACAACAUCAUUGUGUUGGAGGGCGGUCAAGUUUUGGAGCAAGGGACUUAUUCCGAGCUCAUGGCCAGGGAGGAUGGAAAGUUUGCCGCCCUGGCAAGACUGCAAAAGGUGAACACGAGUGGCGGAGAUCUAGAAGAAGCCGAAUGCCUCUCAAGCACCUCCAUCGACGAGUCGCUCAAAAACGGAAGCGGCGACGCGUUCGACCGAGACGUUUCAAUCAAGAAGCCGGAAGCUGCUACGUGUGACAAACCGGAAUCCAAGGACAAAGGUGACGACGACACCGUCGGCGACAAAAACACUCCUCAGCGACCGUUUGGCAGCGUCUUGAAAGGGAUCCUCUGGCUAGUCAGACCUUCCCUAGGAUGGCUUAUACUCGCUCUCUUUGCCGCCGUCUUUGUCGGCGCCGUGUUCUCGGGAUCUGGAUUAAUCUUUGGCUACACGGUUGGGGCGCUGAACCCGUGCCAGAGCACCGUCGAGCGCAUUUUGUCCAUGGGUAGGUUCUUUGGCGGGCUCAUCUUCAUGCUCGGCGCAAUCGAGUUGUUUGCCAACUUCUUCGCCUGGCUGGGAUUUGGUAUCAUUGGCGAGAGAAUUCUGCUUGCGCUACGCACAUUGUCGUUCCGGUCGCUGCUCGAGCAGCCUCUCGAAUGGCACACCUCGAUGGAUCGCACUCCAUCGGGAUUGUUGUCGAUCAUCACCAAGGACUGCAUGUCUAUCGGGAGCUUCAGCGGUUCCACCUUUGGAACGAUAUUUGCAAUUGCCGUCAACAUUAUCAUCGCUGUCAUCAUCUCCCACAUUUACGCCUGGAAAAUCGCCCUCGUCGCUCUGGUGUCGAUCCCAAUCCUCCUCGGAUCUGGCUUCAUGCAAUUGCGCAUGCUAGCUCGUUUCGAAGAGCGUCACAAGGAGUCAUUUGCAAAAGCCAACUCGUUGGCUUCAGAGGCCAUUCAAUCAAUUCGCAGCGUGGCGACACUCUCCUUGGAGACCACAUAUAUGGAGUCGUACAAGCGAUUGCUGGCGCCGCCCAUGAACCAGGUCGUCCGAUCGGCAGCCUCCACCAACAUUCUGCUCUCCAUUUCGCACACCACUUCUCCAUUUGUCAAUGGUUUGACGUAUUGGUGGGGGUCUCAGCUCAUUAUGAAGGGCGAAUACACCCAGCGAGACCUUCUCAUCGUCCUGGUCGCCAUGCUCACAGGCGCGAAACUCUGGAGUACGAUGUUCACCCUUGCACCAGAAUUUUCCAGGGCUCGUCUCGCCAUAGCUCGCGUCAUGGGUAUUGUUCAUAUAGGAUCCACCGUUCGCGUCAAUCGUACUGGAGAUGGCGGGAAAGACGUCGAAUCCGCCGCCAACGCCAGGCGAGAUCCGCCGUUCACCACUGCCAAAGGAGGCGUCAAAGUCGUAUUCGACAACGUUUCAUUCGCUUACCCCAGGAAUCCUGAGACCCCUGUUCUUGAUAGCGUGUCCUUCACCAUUCGGCCCAACCAAUUUUGUGGCCUCGUUGGCCCUUCAGGGGCAGGCAAGAGCACCAUCAUGAACUUGGUCCAGAGGCUAUACGCACCUUCGGCAGGAUCUAUUUUCAUAGAUGAAAAGGACGUCGCAAAGCUUCCAGACUCGUUUCGGGACAUUGUGGCAUUAGUACCCCAAGACCCUACCCUCUUUGAUGGGACUGUACGACACAACGUCGGGUUGGGUGCUGUCCCGGGGCAUGACGCCACGGACGAGGAAAUCGAGGUUGCCUGUCGAGCCGCUGGUAUUCAUGACGAAAUUGUCGCUCUUCCACAAGGAUACGAUACACCGUGUGGUGCGUCGGCGUCGCGUCUUUCAGGGGGGCAGAAGCAGCGGCUUGCCAUCGCCCGUGCCUUGGUCCGCCGACCACGCCUGCUGCUCAUGGACGAAAGCACCAGCGCUCUGGAUGCAGCAGGCGAGGCAGCCCUUCAGAAGAGCCUUGAAAGCGCUUCUACAGGGACGACUGUGCUGGCAAUUACUCACAGACUGCACACAGUGCACAAGGCUGACAUCAUUUUCGUGGUGGAGGGAGGGCACAUCGUCGACAGCGGCCGACACACGGAGUUGAUGGAGAAAAAUGAGAGCUACAGGCUGAACGCGACGCAACAAAUGCUCCAAUAG
Messenger RNA from Purpureocillium lilacinum, 4071 nucleotides. RefSeq lists its product as uncharacterized. Lineage: Eukaryota; Fungi; Ascomycota; Sordariomycetes; Hypocreales; Ophiocordycipitaceae. Gene Ontology annotation, molecular function: ATP hydrolysis activity; ABC-type transporter activity; ATP binding. Gene Ontology annotation, cellular component: membrane. Gene Ontology annotation, biological process: transmembrane transport. The record is from RefSeq and is a predicted model, not a curated record.